Molecule: messenger RNA, 3279 nt
Organism: Rhinolophus ferrumequinum (greater horseshoe bat)
Lineage: Eukaryota; Metazoa; Chordata; Mammalia; Chiroptera; Rhinolophidae
Gene: AKAP8
Product: A-kinase anchoring protein 8
Exons: 14
Coding region: 1062-3002 (646 amino acids)
Cellular component (GO): nuclear matrix; nucleus
Molecular function (GO): DNA binding; protein kinase A regulatory subunit binding
Source: RefSeq, a predicted model, not a curated record
GGCGCCAGGGGGCGGAGUCACGGCCGGCUCUCGUGGGGCGCGGGGUUCUCUUCCCCCCGCUGCCGGUCGUGUCCCGGUACCGGUGGGGCUUGGCGGAAGCUUCCGGGUGGCGCGGGGUCGUUCCCUUCCCCGCCUGCGGGGCUCAGCUUCGCCUGGCUCGUGCUGGCCUAGGAGGGUCAGGUGCUGGGUAUUUCCUUGUGGAGUGCUGUAAACCUGAUGUGCCCUGGGGUUGUGACAGAUCGGUGGCCCUCUUUCCGGCAAUCCCUUAUGGUGGCCUGGAGGUGCUGGGGACUCUAAAGAGGGAAUGUGUCUUUCCUCCACUUGGGCUGCAGGCCUGCAGCAGGACGGCCCUCCGCGGGGUCUCUGCUCCUCAUCUGAAGAAUGAGUACCUCCUGGGAAGGCUUUGCUCUGUGCUGGGAGACGAAUGUGCCUACAGGGGACAGUUGGGAUAUGCGGGGUGGUGGGGUUGGACCAGGCGCAGGUCCCUAUCUAAGUAUAUGAGGUCCGAGAAGCAGGCGGUCUGAUCUUGGCUGCAGCAGCUAGAGAAGGCACUGGUCUUGAAAGGUGGCAGCAAUUAUCAGGAUCCCGCCGCAGGAACUGCAGAGGCAGAAGGUCCUGAGGUGCAUGGGUGUCUCAAGGGUCCUGGGAUGGCUCAGUUUGGCUCGUCGGUCUUUUCUGCAGCCUGACUGGGUCUCAUCGUUCUUUGCCUCACUUUCCACCGGAUCUUUUCAACCAGUAAUCCUGCCUCACGCACACCACUUUCUACUUGCUAAAAACCUUUCAGGCUCAGUUUGGAUGCUGCAGCUUUCCUGAAUCCUUGUGUAACAUUUCCAUCUGGAGUUAUUUCCUGAGUCGGCUAUGGGGCCUGGAGUGCUGGACCUGCCAACACCCAGGGUGCAUAUGGAGCUGGUGUGGCUAGCUGGCAAGGUUAUGAAAACUACAAUUAUUAUGGUGCCCAGAAUACCAGCGUCACCACAGGAGCAACCUACAGCUAUGGCCCAGCCUCGUGGGAGACCACCAAGGCUAGCGAUGGCCUGGCAGCUGGGGGCCCUGCUGUGCACAUGGCUUCUUAUGGCCCAGAGCCAUGCACCGACAAUUCCGACUCGCUCAUUGCCAAGAUCAACCAGCGUUUGGACAUGAUGUCCAAGGAAGGAGGCAGGGGCGGGAGCAGCGGCGGUGGGGAGGGCAUACAGGACCGGGAGAGCUCCUUCCGUUUCCAUUCGUUUGAUUCUUACGACUCCAGGCCUUGCCUGCCUGAGCACAAUCCCUACCGCCCCAGCUACAGCUACGACUACGACUUUGACCUGGGGCCCGAGCGCAAUGGGGGCUUCAGCAGUCAGUACAGCGACUGCCGGGACCCCGCCCGCGAGCGGAGCUCCCUUGAUAGCUUCAUGCGGGGCCGGGGCCAGAGCCGCUUCCAGGACCGGAGCAACCCCAACACUUUCAUGCGAAGUGACCCCUUCUUGCCCCCGGCAGCCUCCUCCGAGCCUUUGUCUGCUCCCUGGAAUGAGAUGAACUACACUGGUGGACGGGGCCUGGGAGGCCCCUCCCCAAGCAGGCCUCUGCCGUCCCUCUUCUCCCAGUCGAUGGCUCCCAACUAUGGCGUGAUGGGCAUGCAGGGGGCGGCGGGCAGUUACGAGCACUCUGUGCCCUAUGGAUGUGGCCAGUCACAGACCUGGAUGAGGGAUCGGCCCCGGCGGAGAGGGUUUGACCGCUGCGGCCCGGACGGCAUGGGCAGGAAACGGAAGCAGUUGCAAAUCUACGAGGAGCCAGAUCCCAAACAGGCUCGGGCUGACAGCGAAGGAGAUUUUUCUGAAAACGAUGAUGGAGCUGGUGACUUCCGGUCGGGAGAUGAAGAAUUCAGGGGUGAGGACGAAUUCUUCGACUCUGGGAGGCAGAGAGGAGAGAAGGAUGAUGAGGAUGACGAAGUGAAGAAGAGAAGGGAAAAGCAGAGGAGGAGAGACAGGAUGCGAGACCGAGCAGCUGACAGGAUUCAGUUCGCCUGUUCCGUGUGCAAGUUUCGUAGCUUUGAAGAUGAAGAAAUCCAGAAGCAUCUGCAAAGCAAAUUUCACAAAGAGACAUUGCGGUUUAUAAGUACCAAACUCCCUGACAAGACGGUGGAGUUCCUCCAGGAAUACAUUAUAAACAGGAAUAAGAAGAUUGAGAAGCGGCGCCAGGAACUUCUGGAGAAGGAAAGCACAAAACCAAAACCAGAUCCUUUCAAAGGGAUUGGCCACGAGCACUUCUUCAAGAAGAUCGAGGCUGCUCACUGCCUGGCUUGUGACAUGCUGAUCCCCGCGCAGCACCAGCUCCUGCAGCGGCACCUGCACUCUGUGGACCACAAUCACAACCGCCGGUUGGCUGCUGAACAGUUUAAGAAGACAAGUCUCCAUGUGGCUAAGAGUGUUUUGAACAACAGACAUAUAGUGAAGAUGCUGGAAAAAUACCUCAAGGGUGAAGACCCUUUCACCAAUGAAGCUGUUGAUCCAGAAAUCGAGGGAGAUGACAAUUUAGGAGGUGAGGAUAAAGAAGAGACACCUGAGGAGGUGGCUGCAGAAGUCUUAGCUGAGGUGAUUACAGCAACAGUGAGGGCAGUAGAGGGGGAAGUGCCGGCUCCAGAAAGUAGUGAAAUGCUGGCCGAAGGAAAAGGCCCUGUAGACAUGGCAGAGGCCACUAGUGGUCCACAUCCUGAACAGCUGCUGGAAGCAGAGACACCCUGUGGAAUGGCAUCUGAGAAGGGGAAUGCUGAAGCAGAGACUGGAGGUGAGGCUGCCCAGGCUGGAGGCAAAGCUGCUGAGGCUGGAAGUGAGGCUGCCCACACUGGAGGUGAAGCUGCCCAGGCUGGAGGCGAAGCUGCCCAGGCUGGAGGCGAAGCUGCCCAGGCUGGAGGCGCAACAGAGGCAGAAAGCACCAUAACAGUCACUGCUCCUACCCCAGCUGCCACGGAAGCCGAAGUGAAACAAAAUGAAGCAGAAUCCAAAGAUGUUAUUCCCACAGAAUGAUAUUCUCCUUGUUUCAGGGGAUGUGUUAUAUGAAGCAAUGGUCUUUUUCCUUUGGUUUGCAAACAGUACUAGGGCGUGUGUUAACUGGAAUAUACUGAAAACUGGUUUUGGUGAAGAGGCUCAGCCAUUUCCUUCAGAAAAGUGUACCUCACAGGCUUGUCUUACAGAGUUGUGUGGCUUUCUGCCUCGGUUUGAAGGCUGCAGAAGUUGUACAUUCCCCCAAGCAGCUGAGACCUCUCUAUACUGCAGUUGGAAUAAUAAACGUUGGGUAAUUAGA